Helianthus annuus (common sunflower) is the source of this 1314-nucleotide messenger RNA. Its product is annotated as probable inactive poly [ADP-ribose] polymerase SRO2. Bases 97 to 1038 code for a protein of 313 amino acids. Gene Ontology annotation, molecular function: NAD+ poly-ADP-ribosyltransferase activity. NCBI's taxonomy places the organism in Eukaryota, Viridiplantae, Streptophyta, Magnoliopsida, Asterales, Asteraceae. The record is from RefSeq and is a predicted model, not a curated record. The transcript is spliced from 5 exons.
AACAUGUUCGUUUCCUAUAUAUAUUCAUCCCAAACUUCUUCCUCAAACUCUGCUUCUUGUUUGCUAACUUAUUAUUAAAACUUCUACACAAGCAAUAUGAAUCAGCUAGUACAAUUUGAAGCUCAACCUUCAGUUAUACUUGAAGACGAUGAUAUUGCAAAGGUAGACUAUGAUUCAGAAGCUGAAGCUGACGGGUUUGCGAAUACUUCACGGGUUGAACUUUUCGAUACGAAAGAAUUGAAAGUGCAGAGGCUUGAGGAAACAAGCAAUGAAUAUGGGAUUGUGAGGAGAAGUUUGGUUGGUGGAAGGAGGGAUUUGGGGAAGAAGGUUAAAGUUGUUGGGAUUCAUAAGAAGAAGUAUGAUUGGAGUGAGAUGGAUGAAGCUCGAUUGGCGGUUUUUCGAGUUUUUGCUGCUGCGGUUGCUAGUAGAAACGGGGGAGAUGCUAAUAUUAAGUAUGGUUGGUAUGGUGGUUCUCGGGAUGAGAUUAAGGAGAUUAUGAUGUAUGGAUUUAGGAGAUUUGAACACAGAGGUUUGCAGUAUGGUCGUGGUGUUCAUCUUUCUGCUGCCAAUAAUCCAAUGGAGAGCGUAAAAACAUCGGUUCCUGAUUCAGACGGCUUAAUGCAUGUGUUACUAUGUCGGGUGAUUUUAGGAAGACCUGAAUUAGUUAAUUUCGGGUCACAAAGAGACCAACCGAGCUCCAUGAAAUUCGAUUCAGGCGUCAAUGAUAUAUCGUCACCAACAAAGUAUGUCAUUUGGGAACAUCACAUGAACACCCAUAUUCUUCCAGUUUACAUCAUUAGUUUCCGAAUUGAUUCGUUAACAGGGAUGCCGUCCAUAAGGUUACCAACGUCACCACGUAUGGGUAUCAAUGGUUUGAUGGGCCGCCUCACGAAUUAUUUGAGUUCUUCUAAGAUGGUCGUGAUCAAGAAACUCCAGCAUGAGUAUCACAAAAAUAAGAUUUCGAGGCCUGGCUUUAUAAGAAACUUAAGGGCAAUCGCGGGGGAUGACGUUCUAAGGGCCAUUGUUAAAGGCUUAUGAUCAAAAGGAGUGCUUGAAUGAAGAUGAAAGAACACACGAUCAAUGCUCGAAGUAAAUAGAUAAUGUAGGCCAUGACUGGGAGAGAUAAAUUGUGUAAUUUCGGUUGUCUUUUUAUGUCGAGCGUUAUCUCUUUUGUUAUAUUGAUAAUCAAAAUAGACAAAUUAGAUUCUAGGAUUCGAGUUAUUUUUCUAUGGAAAUGGUGAUGGUUGAUUUGUCGUCUUAAUUGUACAUUCAAUAUUAAAAUUUUAUAUUUGAAUUCUUCUAGGAUUUGAGUUA